AUGGAAAUAGAUUCAUUUGAGUCCCUAAGACAGUGUACCUGGAUUUGUAUUAAAGGUACCAAGUAUCAGUCCAAAAUGGUUCUUACACUUGACAUUGAUGAAAAUAAUUUACCCAAGUUUGGUAUUAUAGAUGAGAUUUAUCUUUGUAACAAUAAAGUUAUAAUUUUUCAAUGUUUGUCAGUAAAAACUAUAAUUUUUUAUGAACAUUAUUUUUCUUCUGAAAUUAAACAUGAGAAUAGUUUAGUAUUUUUUUAUCAUCAUAUGUUGUAUUCACAUAUUCCCAAAAAUAUUGGUGUUAUGCCCAAUGGAUGUACAUAUGUGACUCUAAGAAGUAGUAUCUAG
This is a messenger RNA of Macrosiphum euphorbiae (potato aphid), 342 nucleotides long. The record is from the annotation of a GenBank genome assembly. Lineage: Eukaryota; Metazoa; Arthropoda; Insecta; Hemiptera; Aphididae.